Molecule: messenger RNA, 2072 nt
Organism: Drosophila rhopaloa
Lineage: Eukaryota; Metazoa; Arthropoda; Insecta; Diptera; Drosophilidae
Product: probable G-protein coupled receptor Mth-like 9
Exons: 7
Coding region: 366-1907 (513 amino acids)
Molecular function (GO): G protein-coupled receptor activity
Source: RefSeq, a predicted model, not a curated record
UAGUCUGUUUUUUAUUCUUGGGCAGAAUGGAGCUGCGUUGCGGUUGCCGGUUUGUCGUUUAAAGAGAGAAAGAAACUGGGAGAGUCUCUCCAUCAGGCUUUUAUGUUUAUGGUUGUUCUUUUUGGUGUUGUCGUUGUCGUUGUCGCAAUCGCAGCCGUUUUUAGACCCGCGCCAGCGUCGUUGUCACUUUUUUGUUUCGAUUGUUGUUGGUUUGGAUUUGUGACUCGGCGAGUGUGCGUGCAUUGCCAAAAGCGAACGGCGAUCGCUUCACAUAUUUGUUUACUUAAUUAUCGAGCUGCUCAGCCUGUGACGUCAGGUCGACGAACGAACAAACCGAACUUCCACCAAGCGUGUUUCAUUUAGCCAUGGCUUCGCUUUGGAUCAUCCCACUGAGUUUUUGGCUCUUUGUGGGCGUACGACCAAUGGAGAUUGCCAGUGUGGAUCAUCCCUGUGCCUAUGCGGACACUGUUAACAUUACGGAUGGUCUCCGGUUGAAGGAUGGCUCCUACUCGUAUGCCGGAGUGCUGGUCCCACCACAUUUGAUGGCGGAGUAUACCUUCAAGGUUAUCGAUGGGGUUGAGUACCGGGCCAAGAAACACCUGCGCGGAUGCGUCUGCCUGAUGAAGCCCUGCAUUAGCUUCUGCUGUCCAGAGAAUCUCGUGUUCGACUCCAAGCACUGGAACUGUUCGAAGCCACACCAGGUACGGGAAUCUACUCACGUGGAGCUGACCUACGGCAAUCGGUCGGUGGAACAAGUGCGCAUUGUCGAUCGGUUUGUGGUGCGCACAGAGCUCGGGUGCCGGAACAAAUUCGCUGACAAGAAGCACGAGAACUUCUGGCAGUGGGAUCUCUUCGAGAAUGGAUCGCUGCAGAGGGACAACCGCCUGUGGACCACGGAUGAGUAUUGUUUUACUCCCCUGGAACACAAGCCCGACCAGUGGGGACUCACUCCACUCAGUUGCGAACGCUUUCAAACGGGAUACCGAGUAUGGAUUUACGCUAUUUGCAGUAUUAUAGCCAUCAUUAUCAACGUUUUUAUCCUCUCCCUGCUCGGUUCUGUGAGAGAUGCCAGGAAAAGUCACUAUGGCCAGCUGAUCAUCUACUACCUGCUCUCCAUGAUCGUCGGCUACUCCUUGUUAGUCUAUUUGGCCCUGAAGAAUCCCAUGAAGCUCUCACAUACUGCUUGCAGGAAUAUAGGUUUUCUGGCCUACUUCUGCAUUAUGCUGUCCUUCGUCUUUCUCGCCAUUUGCAGUUUCGACUUCCUGCUCAAAUUUAAACGAAAGGCUGUUAGGAACUGGGUUCGCAGGUUGUCGUAUGCUAUGGCAGUCUUGGCGGUUAUUGGUCUCCGGUUUUUAGUGUCUUUUGCCCAGGACUCCAAGCUGCCCAAGCACUACAAGCCAGGCAUGGGAGCAGAUUAUUGCUGGUUCGAUGUUCGCACCUGGGGUAUUUUGAUCUACUAUUACGGACCCAUUACACUUCUACUGGUUUUCAGCAUUGUGUGCUGCUUAAAAGCCUACUUUUCCAUCUAUGAACUGCCUCCGGAUACUCAGUACAUAUUGGGCACUCAACUGAAGAUUGUCAAGACUCAUUUCUACGCCUUCAGUGCCUACAUAGUGGGCGUGUUUGCUGUCUGGAUUCGUGAAAUAGUGGUCUAUAUAAUGGCCAGAGUGAGAGAGCAUUUCUUCAUCAUUGACUUCUGGAGUGGAAUUUGCAUUCUGGGCUUGGCAAUAGCUGGUUUUAUUCUCUUACUCGGAAAGAAUUUGCACGUGAAAUCCUGGUGGGCCAUCAAUGUGGAAUCAAGUCAAACUGAUCUGAGUGUCAUUAAUGCUCGCGUCUAUAAGUUUGAUGAGAGAGGCGAUUUGAAAUCUUCAGACUCUCCCUAUAAGCCGACAGUGACAUCACUUUAAUUGGAAUUGAGAUGAUUGCUCAUCUAUGUACUCUGGUAUUCACUUAGCUUAUGACUCCUUUAGUCUGUCUUACACAGUUAAGUGUAUAUAAUAAUAAUAGUAAGUGCGUCAGUAUACUAGCCCUAAGAAAAUUAUUAAAUAAACUUACGAUAAUUUUCAUUAUCA